UCCACAUCCGAUUCCGAUUUAUUCUUUGACAAUAAUAAGUGAAGUGUCAAGUGGUGGGUAAAUUAUCGGAAUAAUUGUUUUUUAUUUAACUAAAAGAGAGUUUCAAUUCGUAGGUAAUUAUUAUGGUAUCGCCGUCUGUCGCAAUGGAGCCAGACAAUUGUGCCGGUCAUGCUUUAAGUGAUUUUCUCAUGCAACUGGAAAACUAUAAUUCUUCAAUACCAGAAUUUGUUGUUGCAUAUUAUUUGAAUGCAUCUGGAUUUGAAUCACAAGAUCAAAGAUUAAUAAGAUUGAUUGCACUGGCAGCUCAGAAAUACCUAUCGGAUAUAGCUAAUGAUGCUCUCCAGCACUGCAAGAUGCGUACCAACAGUCAGGUCGCACAGAGCUCUAAGAACCAGAAGGGACCCAAAGAGAAGAAGUAUGUAAUGACCAUGGACGACCUGGUGCCUGCGCUACAAGAAUACGGCAUUACAGCUAAGAAGCCACAUUAUUUCGUUUAAUUAUCUGUGUUGUCGCACAUCAUAGUGUGAAUUCAAUAAGUUAUACAGUAGGAUCUCUAUAUUUUGAAUUACCUUAAGACAUAAAAACACAAAAACAUAAAUAUGUUUUAUAUAGACCUUAGUAAACCACAGUUAUCUGAUUUGAACCUUGUUUUAGAUUUAAUUUAGAUAAAUACUAAUUUCUUUCUUAAUUUAGUAAUGUUAAAAAAGAACUGUAGAUUUUUGGGUGUCUAAUGUAUAUUCAUGUUUGAUGCAUCGUAAUUAAAUCUAUUAUUGUUUAAAAUGUUAUGUUCAUGAAUAAUCAAACAUACUUUUGUUUAAAUAGGAGGAUCAAUGUUGUUUCUUUCCCAAGUCACUCUUAACAACUCAUCUAUAAUUUUCAUCUAACUUGAAACUUUGGUUCUGUUGUUAUGCAAAAUUAAUUUAACUAAUAUUAUAAAUGCGAAAGUUUAGAUGGAUGGAUGUUUGUUAGAGUUUGUAGCCUAAAUG
Molecule: messenger RNA, 986 nt
Organism: Papilio polytes (common Mormon)
Lineage: Eukaryota; Metazoa; Arthropoda; Insecta; Lepidoptera; Papilionidae
Product: transcription initiation factor TFIID subunit 10-like
Exons: 2
Coding region: 123-497 (124 amino acids)
Biological process (GO): transcription initiation at RNA polymerase II promoter
Cellular component (GO): nucleus; SAGA complex; transcription factor TFIID complex
Molecular function (GO): promoter-specific chromatin binding; RNA polymerase II general transcription initiation factor activity
Source: RefSeq, a predicted model, not a curated record